Molecule: messenger RNA, 743 nt
Organism: Oppia nitens
Lineage: Eukaryota; Metazoa; Arthropoda; Arachnida; Sarcoptiformes; Oppiidae
Exons: 2
Coding region: 127-732 (201 amino acids)
Source: RefSeq, a predicted model, not a curated record
AACAGUUAUCGCAUACAAGUGUGUGUGUGUUAUAAAAAUAUAACCAAAAAAAAUAAUUUAGUUUUUUUUAAAUACAAAACACACAACACAUACACACAUAUCAUAUCACAUAUCAAAUCAAUAUCAAUGACGUUGAUUACCGCCGCCGCCGCCAACACUGCCGAUAAUAAUCAAUGGCCAGUAGUAGUAAAGGCCGUAAAUAAUAAACAUUUCCGCAAUGAUAGAGUGGUCACUAAUGGUGGUGGUGUGCGAUCCGCCGCCGCCGCCGCCAAUGGCAAGAAUAAAAAAUUGGUUUCGCGGGCGCCGGCGGUGACCAAUGGCUAUGUAAAAAACAAUAAUAAUAAUAAUAAUAAUGUUGUGGUCACUAAUGGCGUAAGCGAUGAUGUUGGUGGUCGCGGUCAUCACUGCCAGCAUCGACCAGCAGCCGACGGUAGUACUAACGAGACUACAACCACCUCAACAACCACUGUAUACGAUGACUGGAAUGCCGAAGUGUUUGACCCGCAACGGCCUUACCUGAACGAACCGUUGGCCUAUCCGUCCUGUAUGACCAUUCAUAUGCCGAUUAACUUGAAGUCAUUGAAAUACUAUCGGCCAGAUCUGCGACAACCGAAACGGAUAAAAAAGUUGUCUAUUAGUGAACGCCUCAAACGGCUGAAGUCGGACAUUGUCGACGGCCAGUUUGAUGACUGCGAUAAUGAUGAUAACAACAACAACGGCGGCGGCAAUUGACGGUUACUUUA